AAUCGUCGGAUUUUUUUUUAUUUUUUCGAAACUUGUUUCAUUUUUAGUUUAAACUCUAUUGCAUAUUUUCAAAUUUAGUUUUAGUGAAAAUCUUAAAGUAGCCCAUAGUAUUUGUAUAAAAACUGUCAUCAUUUUUUUCUUCAAAAUUUAUAAAAUAUCUCAAAAUUAAAUGAGUAAAUUGAUGAUACGGCUUUAUCCACCGUCAUCUAGUUCGUGAACCUUGGUUCUGUCGAUGCAGCUCAUCAAUUCCAUUCCCAGCUCCGGAAAAUCGAGAAAUUUCGAUUGGUUAUUUGAUUUGAUUUGAUUCUGGCCGUGCCGAACCCUAGCUUCCAUCUCGGUCCAAUCUCAGUUCCACAUAUUGUUACUCCUCGGCAGCAGAGGAGGCCGUCGUGGAAUGAGUUGAGGAUGACGGCAUACUACUCGUGCUCCUAGGAAAGGUCAGGGAAAGGAAGAAUUCGAGCCAUGGAGGACGAGGCGGACGGCGGCGGCGAAUCCUUCGUGCUGCGCUCCGGCGUCCGCGCGGGCCUCAAGCGCGAAUUCGCCUUCGCCAUCGCCUCGCAGGCCGUCCUUUCGUCCUCAUACGCACCCCUGGGCCGCACCCGCCGCUCAUCCCGCAUCCUCAACCCAUCGGCCGCUUCGACCCCCUCCGUCGCCGGCGCCGCCGUCUCGACAUCCUCCUCCUCAACCCCCGACACAAAGCCAAAAGCCAAGCGCCCGCGCCCACCAGAUCCUCCCCCUCCCCCUCCCUUCCCCCCUCCACCAGACUAUGCCCCUGCCCCCGGAGAAGACCAUGACGGGGCCGCUGUCGGCCCCGUGCUCGCCUUGAUGGCUGCUGCUGGGCCCAGCCCUCCGCCGACGCCUUUGACUCCGCAACCCCAUGCCGACGCGGAUGCGGAUCCCGCACACCUCGCCAACAUCAUCAUUCCGCCGGAGUCGUCGCCCAGGCGCAUCACGCGCUCCAUGCUCCAGCCCAAGUCUCGCCUUCCUACCGCCGCUCGUUCUCCUGACAAUGCGGCACCGCUCAAACCAAAACUGGAACCGCCGGAAGAGGAGGAUGGCAAGCCGGUUCCAGCGUUGAGGCGCUUCACCAGAUCACUACUGGUCAAGGACAAGGACAGCAACGACGACGACCUCUCAGGCACCACCACCGCCAGCAAUGCCUCCUCCCCUUCGCCCAAAACCAACACCACAAGUACCAGCAGGAGCAGCAACAAGGGGAAUAAGAAUACAAACAAGAUUCCCACCAACCUCAGGGAGCUGCUCGCCACCGGCAUGCUCGAAGGUCAGCCCGUCAAGUACAUCAUGAGGAAAGGCAAGCGAGCGGUACUCCGGGGAGUUAUCAAACGCAUUGGCAUAUUGUGUUCAUGCUCUUCAUGCAAAGGCCGAAAAGUUGUUUCACCUUACUACUUUGAGGUGCAUGCUGGGAGUACCAAAAAGCAUCCAUCAGACUACAUUUUCCUGGAAAAUGGAAAUAAUCUGCAUGAUGUGUUGAGGGCAUGUACAAAUGCUACAUUAGACAUGUUGGAGCCUGCAAUACGAAAGGCAAUAGGCCCAGCACCUCAGGAGAGAAUAUUCAGAUGCAAAUCAUGCAAAAGUUCAUUCAGUACACUCCGCAGUGGGAAAUUUGCUUUGUUUUGUGAUUCGUGUCUUGAGUCCAAGGGAGCUAAGAAUAAUAUCAGUUCAUCCAAAGUUGGGCGAAGUCAAACUUCAUCUGCCAAGGUAUAUAAGAGUGCAUCACCAGGAGCAAAGUCUUCAAGUGUAGGAAGGCUUACAAGAAAGGAUAAGGGUAUGCAUAAGGUCGUUUUCAUGAGUGGCAUUUUACCAGAGGGCACUGAUGUUGGUUACUAUGUUGGUGGAAAGAGGUUACUGGAUGGAUAUAUAAAGGAACUUGGGAUCUACUGUCAUUGCUGCAGCACAGUGGUUAGUCCUUCACAGUUUGAAGGUCAUGCUGGUCGAGCUGCUCGACGCAAACCUUACCACAACAUAUAUAUGUCAAACGGCGUUUCACUACAUGAGCUGUCAAUUUCACUCUUGAAAGGUCAAAAGAUGUCAAACAGACAAAGUGAUGACUUGUGCAGCAUUUGUUCAGAUGGUGGGCAACUACUCCUUUGUGAUACCUGUCCAAGAGCUUUUCAUAGAGAAUGUGUUGGCUUAUCUUCUGCCACAAAGGGAACUUGGUGUUGCCGAUAUUGUGAGAAUAGACAACAGAGGGAAAGUUGUUUGGCAUAUAACAACAAUGCAAUAGCUGCUGGGAGAGUUGAAGGAGUUGAUGCCUUGGAACAAAUAUUCACGCGGUCGAUACGUAUUGCUACAACACUUGAGACUGGAUUUGGUGGUUGCGCACUGUGCAAGCUCCAUGAUUUCAGCAAAAAGAAAUUCAGUACCCGAACCGUGCUGCUUUGUGACCAAUGUGGUAGAGAAUAUCAUGUUGGUUGCCUCAAGGAACAUAAUAUGGCUGAUCUGACGGCAUUGCCCGAGGGAGCCUGGUAUUGUUCUACGGACUGUGUGAGGAUUAACCAGACACUGCAAGAUUUACUUAACAGUGGUGGAGAACCUGUUCUUGCCAUGGAUUUAGAUGUCAUUAAGAAGAAACGAGAAGUGAAAGGUUUUAAUGAUGAUGAUGCUGACCUUGAUGUUAGAUGGAGAGUUUUAAAGGACAAGAGCUCAGACGACAGCAAACUAGUGCUCUCCAAAGCAGUUGCCAUUUUCCAUGAAACUUUUGAUCCCAUUAUCCAGGUUUCAACUGGACGGGACCUCAUUCCAGCCAUGGUUUAUGGGAGGAGUGCAAGGGACCAAGAUUACACAGGAAUGUAUUGUACUGUGUUAACUGUGAACAAUAUUGUAGUUUCUGCGGGUCUUUUCCGCAUCAUGGGUAGUGAAAUUGCUGAGCUGCCGUUGGUUGCUACAAGUAGGGAUAGACAAGGCUUGGGGUAUUUCCAAGCACUUUUUUCCUGCAUAGAACGUCUGUUGUCAUCUUUGGAGGUGAAACAUUUUGUGCUACCAGCUGCAGAGGAAGCGGAGUCUAUCUGGACUGAGCGUUUUGGGUUCGCAAAGAUAAGCCAGGAUGAGCUGCGCGAAUACCUCAAGGGUGGGCGAACAACUGUGUUUCAGGGGACGUCAAACCUGCACAAGCUGGUUGCGAAACUUGAAUGCUAGUUAUGUGAGAAUUGUAUGGCAAGAGCAAGGACAUGAAGCUAAGAAGCAGCUCAUUGUUUGUGUGCCUCUGGGAUUGAUGCAGACAGGAAAGAGGCACCCUGAUCCCUUUCUUGUAAAUGUUGGUGAGCAUGUUGGCAUUGGCAUCUUGAUCUGUUUCCAUAGGUAAGGUGAAGAGGAUUGUGUAAGAUAAAAGGGACAAGCUGUAUGUAAAGACAAGCCAAAGCUGAGUGAAUUUCAGGCACCUUAUUGUGUGGAGGGUCCUGUGUUUGUUGAGUAGGCAACGCUCGGGCUGGUGUGAGAUGAUGACUGCAUUUGUGUUGUGUUGGUGGUAUUUUCACUGCUGACAUGACUGUUGUAUCGGAUGACAUCUUUUCUGUUUUAUGACAGUGGCAGUGUGAUA
Messenger RNA from Zea mays, 3556 nucleotides. RefSeq lists its product as uncharacterized. Lineage: Eukaryota; Viridiplantae; Streptophyta; Magnoliopsida; Poales; Poaceae. Bases 463 to 3156 code for a protein of 897 amino acids. Gene Ontology annotation, molecular function: RNA polymerase II transcription regulatory region sequence-specific DNA binding; chromatin binding; histone binding. Gene Ontology annotation, biological process: positive regulation of transcription by RNA polymerase II. Gene Ontology annotation, cellular component: nucleus. The transcript has 18 exons. The record is from RefSeq and is a predicted model, not a curated record.